GAGAGUAUGAUCUGGGUCGAUGAGAUCAGCUGCAUCGGCUGCAAGUUUUGCGCCACGGUCGCGCGCAGCACGUUCAGCAUGGCGCGCGGGACGGGCACCGCCCGGGCCGUGCAGCAGGGCGGCGACCACCCCGAGGUUGUGGAGGAGGCGAUCUCGUCGUGCCCGGCGGACUGCAUCCACAGGUGCUCGCGCGCCGAGCUGGAGGUGCUCGAGGAGCACCGC
Messenger RNA from Emiliania huxleyi CCMP1516, 222 nucleotides. RefSeq lists its product as hypothetical. The record is from RefSeq and is a predicted model, not a curated record. Lineage: Eukaryota; Haptophyta; Isochrysidales; Noelaerhabdaceae. The transcript is spliced from 2 exons. The annotation marks the transcript as partial. Gene Ontology annotation, molecular function: electron transfer activity; iron ion binding.